UGCGUCGGUAAGCUGUCUCACACCGACAAGCGAGGCACGUGACGCCCCGUUGGACCCACGUGAUUCGAUAUGAUGAACGCUGCAAGAGCAUCAAUCAACACGUUCCUAUCCUCACGGGCGCGCGCACGUUGAACAGCCCUCGAGAUUUGGAUCGUGCCUCUCAAAUCUUGGAGUCGGCUAUGGAAGACCGACGGCGGGGAAACUUCCAUGGUAACCGCCCACGACCUGACCUGCAGAGCCCGGAGCAGCUUAGCAACAGACGUGACGGCCUCGACUCGCAGGCCGAUCAUUCGGAGCAGUGGAUGAACGAUUACUAUGACCGUCGAGCCACCAGAACUCAUGGUCCGAACGGUGGGUUACGUCUUUUAUUCCCUCGGAAAGUCAGGUUUAUCAUUGCGUUAGAGUUUCAUCUGCAUAUCUCCCCUACUGUCUACCAUUUUGCACAGCAGCUCCCAUUACACCCACCAGCCGUGGCCGCUAGCCUCCCAUCUAAUUCACUCCUUUUGCACUCUAUUGAAACAAGCGAGAGAGCGCUCGGGUGUGUCGUUUGUCGUCGAAUGAGGCAGACAAGGGUCGUUUCUCCUCGGCAGGGGUCUCAUUUCGGUCGCGGUUUGAUGAGAAGUCUUCCUGACACCUUCGCUGCAGCCCAAAAGACAAGGGCUUCAAUUGCUCCCACUCACUCACGAAAUUGCGUGCGUUUCUAGACAUUCAAGAAGCAAGCCGCCGGUAGCGCUUGAGUGGUUCGGGAGUUCAUACACAAAUAAGAUUUUGAUUGAGCACCGGGGCCAACCGCCGACCCGCCCUGGUUCAUGCGGCCUUAGCCGUA
Colletotrichum navitas is the source of this 826-nucleotide messenger RNA. RefSeq lists its product as uncharacterized. The record is from RefSeq and is a predicted model, not a curated record. The transcript has a single exon. Bases 180 to 704 code for a protein of 174 amino acids. NCBI's taxonomy places the organism in Eukaryota, Fungi, Ascomycota, Sordariomycetes, Glomerellales, Glomerellaceae.